This is a messenger RNA of Vicia villosa (hairy vetch), 2797 nucleotides long. RefSeq names its product scarecrow-like protein 32. Gene Ontology annotation, molecular function: DNA-binding transcription factor activity; sequence-specific DNA binding. The record is from RefSeq and is a predicted model, not a curated record. The transcript has 2 exons. Gene Ontology annotation, cellular component: nucleus. Gene Ontology annotation, biological process: regulation of DNA-templated transcription. Lineage: Eukaryota; Viridiplantae; Streptophyta; Magnoliopsida; Fabales; Fabaceae. Bases 820 to 2196 code for a protein of 458 amino acids.
UCUUGCCGUAUCUACCUUUGCAACCUACACUUAGGUUACCUAUCCAUUCAGCCAUAUUUUCAGCAUAACAAAGGUAAACAAAAUAGCUGCAUAGCAUAGCAUAGAAGAACCAGAACUGCAAAACAGAAGAAAAAAAAAAGUGUCCAAAAAUGAUUCAUUCAUUAUGCACUAACCCGUGAGAGAAAGUAACCCAAAUACAGACAAAUUUUCCAUCUCCCAAAUACAAACAAUCUGGUGGCCGGCUACUUCACAUGCCACCAAAAUCCACAGGUUCUCUCUCUUUCUCUCUCUAUCUUGAUCUCUUAUAUCAGACACAUCUCUCUCACUCUUUCUCUUUCCUUACCAAGCAAAACUCAGAAGAAAAAAAGAGGUUUUUUACAGUGCAUAUCUGCUAAAGCCUGAUCACUUUUUCAAGAACCGUCUCUUUUGCCCAAUUUGACUUCAAAUAUGUUUUUUCGGGAUAUGAGUUUAUUCAUGAUCAGUCCCUUUUAUAGCAUCAAACCAUAAUAUUAUUAUCCCCACUCACUAACUUGUAACGUCCUUUUUCUUUCUCUCCUUUGAUUCAUGUGCACAUCUUCUCCCAUAAACCCUACUCCAACAACUGGAUCCUUUCCAAACAACUAUUAUAUAUUCAUCCAUUCACCAUUCACCAUGCCUUUAAUUUCGCUACCGCGAUAUAAAGGAUUUUUAAGUGUCUGCAACUGAACCGAACCAAACCAAAUCAAACCGCAAUUUUCACUUCAUCUUAUGAAAUAUAAAGUUUUGUGAUAAGUUUCAGUUUUUCAUUUAUUUUCGUUUCUAUAAUUUUUCUAUCUCUCUAUGACGCAAUUUACACCUUCACUACCUUAUAUGCUUUCAAACCCUUCUUCUUCCAUGAACAAAAACAAUCAAAUACCAACUAAACCAUGGUUCCCAACUUCCAAAGCCUUAUCAACCUUUGGUGACACGAAUUGCAUGGAACAGUUACUUGUUCAUUGUGCAAACGCAAUCGAAACCAAUGAUGUAACACUUGCUCAACAAAUCCUUUGGGUUCUCAACAACAUAGCACCGCAAGAUGGCGAUUCAAAUCAACGCUUAGCAUAUAGUUUCCUUAGAGCUCUUACCAACCGCGCAGCGAAAACCGGUACCUGUAAAAUGCUAGUAGAACAAGUUUAUUCAAGCGCUCAUAACAAUCUUACAGUAGAUACACACAGGUUCUCGGUGAUUGAACUAGCUAAUUUUGUUGAUUUAACACCUUGGCAUCGAUUUGGUUUCGCAGCAGCUAAUGCAGCCAUACUUGAAGCAACGGAAGGUUUCUCGGUUAUUCAUAUUGUUGAUUUGAGUUCAACUCAUUGCAUGCAGAUUCCUACAUUAAUCGACGCUAUCGCUAAUCGUCACGAAGUUGCUCCUUUAAUCAAACUCACUGUUUCUGAUCAUGCUAAUAGCAGUGAUCAUGAACUUCCACCUAAACUUGAUCUUUCUUACGAAGAAUUAGGAUCUAAGUUGGUGAAUUUCGCUAGGUCGAGAAAUGUAACAUUGGAAUUCAGAGUAGUUUCUUCUAGUUACACAAAUGGUUUCGCUUCUUUGAUUGAACAUUUGCAAGUUCAACGUUUAGUUUAUUCCGGUGAAGCCUUGGUUAUUAACUGUCACAUGAUGCUUCAUUAUAUUCCAGAUGAAACCCUAUCAGAUUCAAACUCUUAUGUUUAUGAUUCUAUAUCUUCUUCUUCUAGUAUAACUUCUGCUACUACUACUACUUCACUAAGAUCGUUGUUUCUUAAGGCGCUUCGAGGUUUAGAUCCAACACUAGUUGUAUUAGUAGAUGAAGAUGUUGAUUUAACUUCAAACAACUUGGUGAAUAGAUUAAGGUCCGCAUUUAACUAUCUAUGGAUACCUUAUGAUACCGUCGAAACUUUCCUGCCGCGCGGAAGUAAACAAAGGCAAUGGUAUGAAGCUGAUAUAUGUUGGAAGAUAGAGAAUGUGAUAGCUCAUGAAGGUGUUCAAAGAGUGGAGAGAGUUGAGCCUAUAGGAAAAUGGGAACAAAGAAUGAGAAAUGCAAAUUUUCAAGGGAUUGGAUUUGGUGAGGAAUGUGUUGGUGAAGUGAAAGCUAUGCUUGAUGAACAUGCUGCUGGAUGGGGAUUGAAGAAAGAAGAUGAGUGUAUUGUGCUUACAUGGAAAGGUCAUAAUGUUGUCUUUGCUUCUGCUUGGUUGAAUGCUUAAUUAGUUCAACAUUUUUUAACCUUUGUAUUAUUCUUUGCAUAAUAAUGUUGUUGUUUUUCUAUUUAGUGUUUGGUUUUUAAUAGCUUUUUGAAAUGGAAUUUUAAGGGUAAAUAAGUAGAUGAAGAUGAUAUGUUUGUGUUUUUAUUGUGUUGUAUGUUUUUAUUUUUUGUUAAUUAGAUUAGAUCUUUUCUUGUUGUGGUGAGAUUGAGAAAUAAGAUUGAGAGAAAUCAAAAUGAGAGAAUAUGAGGAAGAGACAAAGAUUCAAGAGAAGGAAACAAAACUUGUAAGGAACUUUUAUCUUGUAUUCAUAUUUUUGUCUAAGCUGAUUUCACACAAAAUCCACAAUGUAUCUAUUCCCAAAAAUCACACCUAUCUAAUGAAUGUGUAGGGGUGUCUGAUAGUUGUAUAACACUCAUACAAUAAGUGUUUUUUUUUUUUCAUAUUAAUGUCUUAAAAAUGUUUUUUUCUUUGAUUAGAUAUUUCUUGAACAAUUCAAAUAAUUUUAUUUUUAUUUUUAUUUUGUUGUCUUAAAAGACUUUAUAUAGGUUUUUUUAUAUGACUUGUGGCCUAGUCUUUUUUAGCUAAAUAGGCUUAUAAGUUU